CUGACUUGAGUAAACCAAUAGAUAAAAGGAUUUACAAAGGAACACAGCCUACUUGUCAUGACUUCAACCACCUAACAGCCACAGCAGAAAGUGUCUCUCUCCUAGUGGGCUUUUCCGCAGGCCAAGUCCAGCUUAUAGACCCAAUCAAAAAAGAAACUAGCAAACUAUUUAAUGAGGAAAGACUGAUAGACAAGUCACGAGUGACGUGUGUCAGAUGGGUGCCUGGCUCCGAGAGCCUUUUCCUGGUCGCUCACUCGAGCGGAAGCAUGUACCUGUAUAACGUGGAGCACACUUGUGGCACCACGGCCCCGCACUAUCAGCUCCUGAAGCAGGGCGAGAGCUUCGCCGUGCAUACCUGCAAGAGCAAAUCCACCCGGAACCCUCUCCUCAAGUGGACGGUGGGCGAGGGGGCCCUCAACGAGUUUGCUUUCUCCCCAGAUGGCAAGUUCUUGGCAUGUGUGAGCCAGGACGGGUUUCUGCGGGUGUUUAACUUUGACUCGGUGGAGCUGCACGGUACGAUGAAGAGCUACUUUGGGGGCUUGCUCUGUGUGUGCUGGAGCCCCGACGGCAAGUACAUCGUGACGGGUGGAGAGGAUGACCUGGUGACGGUCUGGUCUUUCGUCGACUGCCGCGUGAUAGCGAGAGGCCAUGGGCACAAGUCCUGGGUCAGCGUCGUGGCGUUUGACCCCUAUACCACUAGUGUAGAAGAGAGUGACCCUAUGGAGUUUAGUGGCAGUGAUGAGGACUUCCAAGACCUCCUUCAUUUCGGCCGAGACCGAGCAAACAGCACACAGUCUCGGUUGUCCAAACGGAACUCUACGGACAGCCGCCCUGUGAGCGUGACGUAUCGGUUUGGCUCCGUGGGCCAGGACACACAGCUCUGUUUAUGGGACCUGACAGAAGAUAUCCUUUUUCCCCACCAGCCCCUCUCAAGAGCAAGGACACACACAAAUGUCAUGAAUGCCACGAGUCCCCCCACCGGCAGCAAUGGGAACAGUGUCACGACACCUGGGAACUCCGUGCCCCCCCCUCUCCCACGGUCCAAUAGCCUCCCCCACUCGGCGGUCUCCAGUGCCGGCAGCAAAAGCAGCGUCAUGGACGGGGCCAUUGCCUCCGGGGUCAGCAAGUUUGCGACCCUCUCGCUGCACGACCGGAAGGAGAGACACCACGAGAAAGACCACAAGCGCAACCACAGCAUGGGGCACAUUUCCAGCAAGAGCAGCGACAAACUGAACCUAGUUACCAAAACCAGAACGGACCCCGCUAAAACCCUGGGCACGCCUCUGUGUCCGCGAAUGGAAGAGGUGCCCUUGUUAGAGCCGCUGAUCUGUAAAAAGAUCGCACACGAGAGACUGACUGUGCUAAUCUUUCUUGAAGACUGUGUAGUCACUGCCUGUCAGGAGGGAUUUAUUUGCACAUGGGGAAGGCCUGGUAAAGUGGUAAGUUUCAAUCCUUAAUGCUGUGCCAGAGCUAGAUGUCCGCUGGGCAGUGAUCUCCCCUUGUGGGCGGGCGGGGUGUACAAUGAAUGUGAAUGACACUUGUUAUUCUUAAUGUAAAUCUAAAUGCAUCAGAGCCAUAAUUUUGGAUACUGCAUGCCAUGUACUUCCGAAUCAUUUGAUAAUUCACCGUAGAGCGUUUUAAAAAGAAAAUAUAUAUAAUCAAACUAAUUGCCAGCCAAGCCAGCCACCCUCCUGGGAGUAUAUAGCGUCCCAAGGUUAGUGCUCCUGUAUUAGACUUUCAGUUUAGCAGAAUCAUGGCAGUGUGGGGAACAAGGACUUCAAACGCUAAAUUACAGUUUCUGCUUUACCUGGACCCUUCUGCUCACCUCCUCAAUUAGACUGUUGUCCCCCGGAUUGGGGCUGUGUCCGGUCCAGGUGGCCGCUCCUCGUCACUGAUCGUCCCGUUUUUUAUCUUAAUCAUCCAGUGUUUAGGAAUCUAUGAAAUUUCACUCUCGGAAUGAAGCAUUCAGCAGGGGUGAUUGACAUUAUUUUUACAUUGUUCUGGCAAUCCACAGAAAGAGAAGAGCCUUAAUUUUUAAAACCCAUUUUAGUCAUUUUAUGACAAUUACAAUUGUUUAAUAAACAUCUUUUUUCAAAGAAGCA
Molecule: messenger RNA, 2102 nt
Organism: Orycteropus afer afer
Lineage: Eukaryota; Metazoa; Chordata; Mammalia; Tubulidentata; Orycteropodidae
Gene: WDR20
Product: WD repeat domain 20
Molecular function (GO): protein binding
Source: RefSeq, a predicted model, not a curated record